AUGCCGAAUCAGCAAGCACCUCAAAAGCGUCCUAUACCUGCACAUUUGGCACAACCAAGUAGUUCACAAUCAAGUUUAGCUGCUCCAGCGCCUGCUACAGCUCUACAUUCUCCGAGGGUAAGGUUUUCUUUUUUGUUUUAUUUUUAGGUAACAGUUUUUUAAAUUGGAAGGAAUGAAAAUGUAGAGCUAAAGUAAAGUAUAUAUUUUAGUUUCAAAACAGAGAUACCUUUAAGUAUCCGGUAGACGAGAAGGGGAUCAGAGAUUUCAAGACAGUUCGAGAGUUUAAGGAUAACACAGAUCAUAUCAACAGUCUCAAUUACAGUAGUGAUGGUAAAUUUCUGGCGACUUCAUCUAACGACGAUUCUAUAUUGGUUUAUGAUUGUAGCAAAGGAUGUCGUGUGCAAACAGUAAGUGUUAUUGUUUACGUCUGGGUUCUAGCUAGCAAUGAUGUUUAUAAAAUAAAAAAUGAAAAAACUGACAGUAAGGUCAAGAGGCGGUUUAGAGAAGGAACAAUGUAUUAAACUUUCUUUAAUAUUCUUUUAUAACCUUAUUUUAGGUGAAUUCUAAGAAGUAUGGUGCUACUUUUGUGGAAUUUUUGUUCACUAACGAAACAUCAUCUUAUAGUGUUGUGCAUGCUUCUUCGAAAGUUGAUAGUAAGUUUUUAAUGGAAGAAACAGCGAUAAAUAACAUAUCUUCUGUUAUAGUAAACUUGCCAUUGCAUAUUCUAUAACCUUUUUAAUUUUUUUUUGUUACUUAUUAUAACACAAAUAUUUUUAACAAUUUUUUUUCAGACACCUUAAAAUAUUUGAGAACGGAUAACAAGCAGUAUAUUCGGUAUUACAAUGGACAUACUCAAGAAGUGACCUCUGUAAGCGCGUCAAAGAAUAUGCCUAUCUUCAUGUCUGGCUCUAAGGAUAAGACUGUAAAAAUUUGGAGUAUUAACUCAUCUGCAGCUACUGUAAGAAUUAUAAAACGUUCUGAAGUGUAAAUUUCGAAAAUUUUAAUUUUAAGGUUGGCUUUUUAGACUUGAAUUUAAUUUUUUAUGCUUAAAAUCAAACUUUAAAUUUGAAAACUUAAUAUUUCAGAACACAUUGGAAUUCGACUCGACACCAGUGGUCGCCUUUGACAACCUAACUAUUACAUUCGCGGUCGGCGUAGGUAACAAGAUCAAAAUGUACGAUGUCAGAUCAAAAAAAAGUUUUGGCGCAAUCAACGUUCCGACUAGGCUGCCAUUUUCACACUUACUGUUUACUCCAAACAACAAGUAUAUAAUAGCGUCCACAUUUGGAAAUGACUUGUUUUGCUUGGACGCUUUUACUGGUCUUGUAAAACACAAUUGGAAGGUCAAGAACUUCCCGAAAAAAGUGGGUUAGAGUGUAAUAUCCUAUUUUUUGGAAAAGAUAGGCUUGUUUUUUCGGGUUUAUAAAUCUAAACAUAUUUUUAUAUUUACAUAGUUUUAGUAAUUAUGGUUUGUUUCAGCCAAUCCGUCUGCGUCCAGCGGUAGCUCCAGGUUCGGGAUACCUAUUUUGUGGCACGUCGGACGGAAAAGUGCAUAGCUGGUCAUUGGAAACGGGAAAAAUGGUUCACAGUUUAGGGAAAGUGCAUGAUGGCCCAGUCGAGAACGUUGGAUUCCAUCCUCGCUACUACACGAUGGCUUCAACAUCAAAGGACAUGAGAUGGUGGAUGCCAGCCUUUGAUGAUUUUGGCACAAAAUCAACAAACAAAGAGCGCAGAACUUCGGAAGCCGGUCAGCAUCGUCGAGAUGUGGAAGCGGGCCAACAUCGUCAAGAUACUAGUCAUAGAGCUGGACAACAUCACGAUAGACCAGGACCAAGUCAGGCUAAGGAUUUAGACUUGAAGAAGCUGCACGUUUCAGCUGAAGGUCACGACAAGAAGUUGGUGUCACCAAAGCCGAGCCCAAGCUCUGUUCUACCGCAACCUCCUGCGCCACCAGGACAACUCACGGUGAAAUUAGGUACGUUCGAAGAACGCUUAACUACACCGUCGGAAAUUGCCGCCAAUUUAUCGGAGUUUACUAGGACAGCGCAAAAUAUGGCUAUGGCACAGCAUAAUAUGGCAAAUUUACAAGCUUCGCAUAAUAUGACUGCUUCUCACGGCUUGCGACACAAUUCGCAUACGCAUUUUGAUUUUAGUUUGGCUAAUAAUCUAUUAGGGCACAGGAAUUCAACCGAUGUGGAUGUUGGACAACAUGGUUCGACCAAUUUAGCUUAUCACAGUAAUUUUAAUAAUGCAGCUUCAACGCAUCAAAAUGGCGGUAAUUCAGCUUACGUACUUGACCAAAAUGAACUCGAGAAAGCGUUGAACAGUCAUGUUGCUUUAGUUCAUGCUAACGCAGCUUAUAGUGCUACGAAUAGCGGUGGAAAUUCAGCCGAUCAUGAAGAACGUCCACAAGAACACGCUAAUGUAUUAGACAAUGUUUCAAGAUUUGAGCACGGUGCUGCUUCAAAUUUACCGCUUUUAAGUUCUGCUUUAUCUAACCCAACUCAUCAAACCGCCGCAGGUCAUGCGACUGAUUUGUCUGACCAUAAUAAUUCUAACGCUAAUUUACCUACCCAAAGUACCGCUUCUAAUACUCAACAUUCUGCUUCUAACGCAUCUUCUACCGCUUUGCAUAAUCCAACUGCUUCUAAAGAACGUAGCCAAGAUCAUGGGUCAGGGCGUGGGCAUGAUCGUUCUAAUUUAACUUCUCAUGGCCAUGGUAAUUCAUCUGGUCAUCACUCGAGAAAUUCUGAUUUAUCUACCCAUUCAAAGCAUGCUGAUUUGCCUACCCAUACUUAUUCAAAGCAUAAUGAAAAUAGCCAUAGCCACUCAAGGCACGCCGAUUUACCCACUCAUUCUCAUUCCCACUCGUCGAGAAAAUCGACCGAUUAUAAAUCGUUUGAUCCGCUUAAUGAAAUUCUUAAAGGUAUGACCAAGGAACUGGGACUAAUUGGCCAAACCACACCUUCAUCUCAACACAGUUCGGGAUCAACGUCCGGUACCCAAGGCUUGGCUUUAAAUCCAUCCGUGACGCCAAGAAGUGACCGGGAUCGAGACCGUGAGAGGGAACGAGAAAGAGACAGAGAGCACAGAGAACGAGACCGUGAGUAUCGAGAGCACCGAGAUCACAGGGAUAGAGAUAGAGACAGGAGAGACCAAAGAAGUAGAGAAAGGGAUAGAGAACAUAGAAGUUGA
Bursaphelenchus okinawaensis is the source of this 3195-nucleotide messenger RNA. The record is from the annotation of a GenBank genome assembly. Lineage: Eukaryota; Metazoa; Nematoda; Chromadorea; Rhabditida; Aphelenchoididae.